CGUGAAUUAAAUCAGAGUUCUCGAGACACCCAAAUUUCAAAAUCAGGUGAACUAAAAGACAACCAAAUAUGAGUUUGUGCUCUAAUCUCAGCGACAAAUUAGACGAGAAGAUUUUGGAAGACUUGACAUCCAAUGUGAAGCAAAUACAAGACAGUUUAUUGGAGGAGAUACUCACACUUAACGCAAACACCGAGUAUCUUCGGCGUUUUCUGCAUGGAGGUUCAGAUAAAGAGCUUUUUAAGAAUAAUGUUCCUGUGGCUACUUACGAGGAUGUGAAGCUUUUUAUCGAGCGUGUCGUCAAUGGAGAAUCCUUUGAUGUUAUUUCUGGCAUACCCAUUACCGGGUUCCUUCUAAGUUCUGGAACUUCGGGAGGAAAACGGAAGAUGGUUCCUCGUAACAACAAGUAUUUGGAAAACUUGAAGUUCAUCUAUUAUUACCGCUCGAUCGUUAUAAGCAAGCAUAUAGAUGGUCUCAAGCAUGGAAAGGGAAUGGUGUUUAACUUUUGUAAACAAGAGAACACAACUCCUUCUGGUUUGCCAGCUUCAGUCGCGACGACGAGCUUUUUCAAGAAUGAUUAUUUCAAGAACCGACAACCAUUUUGGCAUUGGUCAUACACAAGUCCUGACGAAGUCAUUUUGUGUUCAGACAACAACCAGAGUUUGUACUGUCAUCUUCUGUGUGAUAUCAUUCAAAGAGACGAGGUUGUGAAGGUUGGUGCAGCCUUUGUCUCUAUCUUGGUCCGAGCAAUCACAUUUCUUGAAAAAAAUUGGAAAGAAAUUUGUGCUAAUAUCCGUUUUGGUCGUCUUAGCGAGUGGAUCACUGAUAUUAGUUGUAGAGAUUCUGUUUCAAAGAUCCUUGGAGAACCAAACCCUGAAUUGGCUGAUCUCAUAGAGAAGGAAUGCAACAAAAAAUCAUGGGAAGGUAUAAUCCCAAGACUUUGGCCUAAAACCAAAUUCAUCGAAAGCAUUGCAACUGGUCAAAUGGCUCAACACAUUCCAACGUUAGAGUUUUACUCUAACAAGCUGCCUUUGAUUUCAUCUAGCUAUGUUUCUUCUGAAACUAUGUUUGGGAUUAACAUGAAUCCUUUAUGCAAACCGCAAGAUGUGUCAUACACAUUUAUGCCCAACUUGUCAUAUUUUGAGUUCCUACUUGUUGAUGCCGGUGACAAAUUCGAAAUUGUUGAUCUCGUGGAUGUCAAGUUAGGGUGCCUUUACGAGCCCUUGGUCACAAAUCAUUCUGGUUUACACAGAUAUAAGAUGGGUGACAUUUUAGAGGUAACUGGAUUUUACAAUAGCGCACCACAAUUUAGAUUUGUGCGUAGAGGAAAUUUGGUUCUAAGUGUUCAUUUGGAGAAAACUACUGAUGAAGACCUUCUAAAUGCGGUGACGCAUGCAAAGAUGGUUCUCGAAUCAUCAAAUUUGAUGUUGAUGGACUUCACAAGCUAUGUUGAUAUUUCAACUACUCCGGGUCACUAUGUUCUUUACUGGGAGCUCAAAGGCAAAUACAACAAUGACAUUGCUGAAAUUGAUAACAAGGUUUUGGUCAACUGUUGUAACGUGGUGGAGGAUUCCUUGAACAACAGUUAUAAAGAAUAUAGGAGAGGCGGAUCAAUCGGAGCUCUAGAGAUAAGGGUGGUGCAACAAGGAACUUUUGAUGCUCUCAUGGAGUUUUUCAUCACUCAAGGUGCUUCUUCAACUCAAUACAAGACACCCAUCUGCAUCAAAUCUCCCGAGGCCUUAGUGGUUUUAGAAGAAAAGGUUCAGGCUCGGUUCUUCACCGAUAAUAUAUAAUAAGUCCCUUUAUUUAGACUUUUUGUUAUCAUAUUUAUAUUUUGUAUGUGUGGGAAAUAAAAGUUUACGGAAAAAUAACAUGAAACGAGACAAAAACUCAAGCUUUUCAA
Thlaspi arvense is the source of this 1900-nucleotide messenger RNA. The record is from the annotation of a GenBank genome assembly. NCBI's taxonomy places the organism in Eukaryota, Viridiplantae, Streptophyta, Magnoliopsida, Brassicales, Brassicaceae.